Messenger RNA from Anoplopoma fimbria (sablefish), 1336 nucleotides. It is a transcript of the gene eif4e2rs1, whose product is annotated as eukaryotic translation initiation factor 4E family member 2 related sequence 1. The transcript has 8 exons. Gene Ontology annotation, molecular function: RNA 7-methylguanosine cap binding; translation initiation factor activity. Gene Ontology annotation, biological process: translational initiation. Gene Ontology annotation, cellular component: eukaryotic translation initiation factor 4F complex; cytoplasm. Bases 54 to 731 code for a protein of 225 amino acids. The record is from RefSeq and is a predicted model, not a curated record. NCBI's taxonomy places the organism in Eukaryota, Metazoa, Chordata, Actinopteri, Perciformes, Anoplopomatidae.
GAAGAAGGAGAAGAAGGAGGAGAAGGAGAAGGAGGAGAAACACCUGACGGAGGAUGAACCAGCCGGAGCGUUCAAGAGAUGAGGAGGACCAGGAAGAGACGGAGUGUCACCAUGACAACAGUGACGGGAUCAACAACAACAACAACAACAACCGCCGCAAGACGGUGUGUCCAGGUGUAGGUGAACAUCCCCUCCAGUAUAACUACACCUUCUGGUACAGCAGAAGAACCCCGAGUCGUCCUGCAAGUUCUCAGAGUUACGAACAAAACAUCAGACAGAUCGGCAGCGUGGCAUCGGUGGAGCAGUUCUGGAGGUUCUACAGUCACCUGAUCAGACCAGGUGAUCUGAGUGGACACAGUGACUUCCACCUGUUCAAGGAGGGAAUCAAACCCAUGUGGGAGGAUGAUUCCAACCGCAGUGGGGGGAAGUGGAUCAUUCGUCUCCGUAAAGGUUUAGCCAGUCGGUUCUGGGAGAACAUCAUACUGGCCAUGAUGGGAGAGCAGUUCAUGGUGGGAGAGGAGAUCUGUGGAGCAGUGGUCUCCAUACGCUUCCAGGAGGACAUCUUGUCGAUCUGGAACAGAACAUCCAACGACCAAACGACAACAUCCAGAAUCAGAGACACUCUCAGACGAGUCCUGAACCUUCCAGCCAACACCAUCAUGGAGUACAAGACCCACAACGACAGUCUCAGGGACAACUCGAGCUUCAGAAACACCAAGAUCUCUCUCUGAAGUGUGUGUGUGUGUGUGUGUGUGUGUGUGUGUGUGUGUGUGUGUGUGUGUGUGUGUGUGUGUGUGUGUGUGUGUGUGUGUGUGUGUGUGUGCGUGUGCGUGCGCACAGUGGACCAAUAAACUGACUGGACUGAAGUGGUGUCACUGUUUUAUUGUUUACAGCAUUGAUUGAUUAGUGAUCAGCAGCAUCUUUUCUUUACAUUCUGACCAGCAUAAAACAUUCUGACCAGUAUAAAACAUUCUGACCAGUAUAAAACAUUCUGACCAGUAUAGAAAUGAUUUGUUUUGUAUUUUGGAUGUUUUGAGUUUUCUGUUAAUUUCUCAUUUUGUCGUCACCGUUCUUAUAUUUUAUAUAUAAAUAUUAAAGUCAAGAUACUUUAGUAAAUGUACUUAAUAUGAAGUGUUAAAAAUACACCAAUGAAGACAGGACUGUUCUAAAGUUCUAAGACUGAUUAUGUACAGGAAUAACAGAAACAAGGAGUAACAUGUUCGGUUCCCUCACCUUUGACUGAAUCUGGAUUUAACAGAACCUGAUGCACUGAACUACUUAACCAAGGAGAACAACUAAAAUAAACCUUAUUAAACAGACAAACACACUGUGUAUG